Diuraphis noxia (Russian wheat aphid) is the source of this 1208-nucleotide messenger RNA. It is a transcript of the gene dnr1, whose product is annotated as E3 ubiquitin-protein ligase defense repressor 1. The record is from RefSeq and is a predicted model, not a curated record. NCBI's taxonomy places the organism in Eukaryota, Metazoa, Arthropoda, Insecta, Hemiptera, Aphididae. Gene Ontology annotation, molecular function: ubiquitin-protein transferase activity. Gene Ontology annotation, biological process: ubiquitin-dependent protein catabolic process. Gene Ontology annotation, cellular component: cytoskeleton.
UGGCACAGGCUGAAUUUGGUGAUUGCAAUGAUUCAGUUGCUCUUGUUCAGUUUUUUACCUAUUGGUGUGAACAUCUGGGCGCACCUAAAGAUGAAGACGAGUUUAUCAUUGAUCAUAUUCAAAGUCUUCAAUCUGAAAUGAAAGGUAUGAAACAAACAACUGCUGAAUAUUGGUUGAUUAAAGAAGUCUCUGGCCUACAAAAUUUUGGUGAAGAGGUGUUUGAAGGCAGAACAACAAACGGUUCUUCARUAUUGGUAGGAGUUGGACCACAUGGUAUUAGUUUGGAGCACCCAGAUCAAGUUGAUCAUGAAAAACAAAUGAUUCCUUAUACCGYGAUCCGCAGUGCUGCCAGCCAUCGUCGUGUAUUUGAGAUGUGGUAUUUGGCAGGUGUUGAACAUUCCGAAACACUAUUUGUAUUGAAAUUAGAAUCUAGCCUGGGUGCAAAUACUCUAUAUAGAGCACUUACGGAAAAACAUGCAUUCUAUAGUUGUGAAACGGUCAGAGGGGCUGUUACAUCACAAUAUAUCAGGGAUCUCAAGGGUACAAUUAUAUCUAUAUUUAAUGAAGAUUCACCGUUAGGGAAGAAAUAUGUGUUCGACAUACAGAGGACCUGCCGUGAAGUGCAUGAUAAUGCACGCCGUGCACUUUACGAAAAGCAAAACAAAGUUACACCAUCUAGCUCUUCAGUGGUACUGAGUUCACCUGAACCYGAGCCAACAACUUCAMAGGAUAGCUACAAAUUGGCCAAGCUCAUUGAUGCACUUACAUGUAGAAUUUGCAUGGAUGCCACUAUUGAUCAUGUAUUUUUCCCAUGUGGCCAUGUUAUUGCAUGUGGAACAUGUGUUAAACGAUGUGAAACUUGCCCAUUGUGUCGAGGUGCAAUUGAUGAAUCUAGACAUGUGUUUAUUCCAACUUUAGCUGACUUGCCUGGUCUUCAUCAUUGAUGCUAUAACCUAGUAAAGUAUGUUCAAAUCAUGAUGACUCGUAGAAGGUGUACUGUCGUCAAAAUUGACCUCAAAGCAUGAACGUCUGUGAUAAUGCUAAUAUAUAAAAACUUCCUAUACUUUCAUACUUAUUUAUUUUUGUUAAAACAAUUUUUWUAUAGUAUUGAUGUAAAAAAUGGAAAGGAAAUUUCAUUUGUAUCAUUUACAUUUUGUUAAUAAUUCAUUUAGUUUAAGGUAAUAUAUUUUUAAGUAUACUUUUUAUAC